AUGAAUCCUUCGAUUACAACCGUGCAUCAGCAGAAGAACGAGCAGGUCAGUCCCUAUGCGUUUGAGCCAGAGUACACACCUGAAGAGCUGGCUGAACGUGAACUUGAUGAUGGUCAUGGUGGUAAUGUGGUUGCCGUUGAGCUUGAAGUUGAAGAUGACGUGCCACUUGAUGAUGAAGGCCACGAGGAUGGCACCCAGAUGCCUUUGGAGGAAUGGUGCAUGUGCCGUGGCUGCAUGGUGAUGCCCACCAACUUUGAAUGCGACUGUUGCCAGGAUAUCAACGCCAUCACCACAAAAUUGGAAGAGGCUACUGGUGGUGACAUUGAUCAUGUUGAUCUGGAGUGCAUCACUCAGCACCCAGAUUUUCAGGCAGUCUGCUUGAACAGGGCCGUCCUGGACACCAUUGUGGCCCGGCUCCAUUAUGCCUUCAUAGAAAGACUGGAGGAUAAUAACCCAACAAACAAGUAG
Messenger RNA from Lineus longissimus, 468 nucleotides. RefSeq lists its product as uncharacterized. The transcript has a single exon. Bases 1 to 468 code for a protein of 155 amino acids. The record is from RefSeq and is a predicted model, not a curated record. Lineage: Eukaryota; Metazoa; Nemertea; Pilidiophora; Heteronemertea; Lineidae.